Didymodactylos carnosus is the source of this 2808-nucleotide messenger RNA. The record is from the annotation of a GenBank genome assembly. Lineage: Eukaryota; Metazoa; Rotifera; Eurotatoria; Philodinida; Philodinidae.
AUGGCUGAAGUUGGAAAUGAAACUAAUCAAUCAUCAAUUAAUCCAGAUUUAAAAACCCAGCCGAAAAAUAAUCAAGCUCCGAUUCCUGAUGUAGAUGAAGCGGAAGAGGAGAAUGAUACAGUAGGAACAUUGCGUUCCGUACGCGCCGAUAAUGCAGAUACCGGGACAUCAUCAUCGUCCAAUCUUUGGAAUAAAUUUCGCGGUUCAAUAGCCUGCACAGAAGGUUAUGAAACAAAUCUUCAUGUACUUGCUAAAGAUCAAUAUCCUGGUCGUGCAAUGGCUGUUUUUACUAGUGGAGGCGAUGCGCAGGGCAAUUUACAAAAGAACGUUAUUUUGGUUGAUGAAGAAUGCAUACACUUGAUCAGAGAUGGGCAACUGAUUGAUCCUACUUCACCUGAAGGUAUACUUGAGAAAGAAGUUUGGCAGAAAACCUUUAUUGGUCAUGGCUCGUUAUCACUGGAUCCGAAUAUGACAGUUGGAAAAGAGGGACAUUUCAUUGCCAAAAAUGAAUUUGUUGGAAGAUGUUUGGCAGUUUUUACAUCUGGAGGAGAUGCGCAAGGGAUGAAUCCAGCGGUACGCGCUGUUGUGAGAAUGGGAAUUUAUCUGGGAUGUAAAGUUUAUUUUAUUCAUGAAGGUUAUCAAGGAAUGGUUGCAGGUGGAAAUCUUAUUCGUCAAGCAACUUGGGCAUCUGUCAGUGGCAUAUUAGACGAUGGUGGUACAAUAAUUGGUAGUGCUCGUUGUCUAGAAUUUAGAGAGAGACCUGGACGUUUGAGAGCGGCAAAAAAUCUAAUUGACCAUGAAAUUAAUAAUAUUGUUUGUAUUGGUGGUGAUGGAUCUCUCACUGGAGCAAAUUUAUUUCGAAAAGAAUGGGAAGGAUUAGUAAAAGAACUAUCUGAAAAGGGUGAAAUAACAAAAGAAAAUGCUGAAAAAUUUAAUUAUUUGAACAUUGUUGGUUUGGUUGGAUCAAUUGAUAACGAUUUUUGUGGAACGGAUAUGACUAUUGGAGCUGAUUCAGCAUUACAUAGAAUUAUGGAAGCCAUUGAUUGUAUAACAACAACAGCUUCAAGUCAUCAACGUUGUUUUGUAAUGGAAGUAAUGGGGCGACAUUGUGGCUACUUAGCAUUAGUAACAGCUCUGGGAUCUGAUGCUGAUUGGGUUUUUAUGCCAGAAAGUCCACCAGAACCUGAUUGGGAAGACAAAUUAUGUGAAAAAUUAAAAAUUACUCGUGAGAAUGGACAACGUUUGAAUAUAAUUGUUAUUGCUGAGGGCGCUAUUGAUAAAGAAGGAAAUCCAAUAACAUCAGAAUACAUUAAAGAUCUGAUUACAAAACGUUUACAUUAUGAUACACGUAUAACAAUAUUGGGUCAUGUUCAACGUGGAGGUACACCAUCUGGUUUCGAUCGUAUAUUGGGAACACGAAUGGGUACAGAAGCCGUAUUAGCUCUCAUGGAAGCAACACCAACAUCACAACCAGUAGUUAUUGCAUUAAGUGGAAAUCAAACAGUUCGUGUACCAUUGAUGCUUUGUACUUUAGCCGUUGCUCAAGCAAUGAAAGAAAAGAACUUUAUUCUUGCUCAAGAAUUACGAGGAAGAAGUUUUAAACGAAAUUUAGAAACAUAUAUUUAUCUAAGUAAAUUACGACCAAAAUUAUUUUCAAGUAAAGAAGUAUCACAGCAUUCAUUCAAUAUCGCUGUAUUGAAUAUUGGAGCACCUGCAUGUGGAGUAAAUGCUGCUGUUCGAUCAAUUGUAAGAUACGGUUUAUGUGAAGGACAUAAAGUUCAUGUUGUGUUUGACGGAUUUGAAGGCCUUUUAAGUAAUCAAGUUAAAAAUUUUGGUUGGAUGUCCGUGAAUGGCUGGAGUUCAAUUGGAGGCUCAUUGUUAGGCUGUCAAAAAACAAAUGCAACAAAAGCUGGCUUAGGAAAGUUGGCUGCCAAAUUUCGUGAAUAUAACUUUAACGCUUUAUUAAUGAUUGGUGGCUUUGAAGCUUAUCAAUCAAUAUUACAAAUGUAUGAAGCAAGAAAUAAAUAUCCAGAAUUUCAAAUACCAAUGAUCUGUAUACCUUGUACAAUUAGUAAUAACGUACCAGGAACAGAGUUCAGUAUUGGAGCCGAUACAUCAUUGAAUGAAACAGUCAAAAUUUGCGAUAAAAUUAAACAAUCUGCUCAAGGUUCAAAACGUCGUAUAUUUGUUAUUGAAACAAUGGGCGGCUACUGUGGUUAUCUAGCUACAUUGGCAGGUUUAGCUAGUGGUGCUGAUCAAGCUUAUAUUUAUGAAGAACCAUUUACGAUUAAAGAUUUAAUUGAUGAUGUUGAUCAUAUGCGUAAAAAAAUGGAAGGACAUUUAAAACGUGGCUUAUUAUUAAGAAAUGAAAUGGCCAAUGAACAUUAUACAACCGAUUUUAUAACAAAUUUAUUACAAGAAGAAGGUAAAGGUGUAUUUAGUGCAAGAAGUAAUGUUUUAGGACAUAUGCAACAAGGUGGUUUACCAACACCAUUUGAUCGUGCAUUUGCCACAAAAUUAGGAUGUAAAGCUGUUACAUAUGCUGUCUCGUUAAUGGAAAAGGGACCAAUCACUGAUGGUAAAGUGGUGUGUAAUACACCAGAGAGUGCUGUUGUACUUGGUUUAAUAAAACGACAAAAUGUUUUUACACCAGUUGAAGCACUUAAAGCAAAAACUGAUUUUGAACACCGAAUGCCAGUGGAACAAUGGUGGUUGAAAUUACGCCCAUUACUUCGUAUAUUAGCCAAACAUGAAAGUGUUUAUAUUUCUGAUUUUGUUGAAUCAGAUAUGGAAGAUAUACACGAUUAA